CGCCGACCGGCCCGACGCCCCCCGGCGGCCACCUACCUCGUCCCGGUCACCCGCCCGCAGUGUCUUUGAAAGGCGGCGGGAGGCGAAGAUCGCGAUGGCGAACCUGGGUCGCCUGCUCUGCGUGCUGUGCCUGUUCUGGUUCGGGGGGGCGAGCCUGGAGAACUCGCUUCUCCCGUUCAACACCUCCUCCAAGAAGCCCAUCAUCGGGAUACUGAUGCAAAGAUGCCAUCAUAAGACCAUGAAAAAACUUGGAAACUACUAUAUUGCUGCAUCCUAUGUAAAGUAUUUGGAGUCUGCAGGUGCAAGAGUUGUACCAAUAAGAAUUGAUCUUAUGAAGGACGAGUAUGAAAAGAUUUUCAAAUCUAUUAAUGGGAUCCUUUUCCCUGGAGGAGGUGCUAACAUCAAGAGGUCAAAUUACUCUCACGUGUCCAAAAUAUUUUACAAGCUUGCCAUAGAGAGUUUUGAUGAUGGAGACUAUUUUCCUGUGUGGGGCACCUGUCUCGGAUUCGAAGAGCUUUCGUUCCUGACGAGUGGAGAGUUCUUGCUAACUCCCACCAAUACUACUGGGUUGAAACUGCCGCUGAACUUCACCGAAGCUAUAUUGCAGAGCAGAAUGUUUGAAAAUUUUCCUGCUGAAUUAUUGCUGUCAUUAGCAGUGGAGCCUUUGACAGCAAAUUUCCACAAGUGGAGCCUCUCAUUGAAGAAUUUUUCUAAGAAUGAAAAGUUAAGCAAGUUUUAUAAUGUAUUGACUACAAACUCAGAUGGCAAGGUACAAUUUGUUUCAACAAUGGAAGCGUUUCAUUAUCCAAUAUAUGGUGUUCAGUGGCAUCCAGAGAAACCACCUUACGAGUGGAAGAAAUUAGAGGGCAUUAGUCAUGCACCCAACGCUGUGAAGGCUGCAUUUUAUUUAGCAGAGUUCUUUGUUGCUGAAGCUCGAAAAAAUAACCAUCAUUUUUCAUCUCCUGCUGAAGAGAGUAAAAGCCUGAUUUAUCAAUUUCAUCCUACUUAUACUGGAAAUUUUUCUACAUUUCAGCAAGUUUACUUAUUUGAUUGAAAGGCGUCAUUGUCCUAACAGUAAUUUUUAAUAAUUACAUAAUUAAAAUGUUUUAAUAAUUUGUCAGUCCUGGUAAUAAUAACCACAGAGAGAUUCUUUUUCCAUGAUGUUGCUGGCUUGAUUCUUCAUUAAGUAUAUUUGACUAUACAUGUGAUAAUGAGUGGGAUGAAGAAUAAUCAGUGUAUUACAUAAAAAAAAUUUCUUUUAUCUGAAAAUAGAAAUAUAUUAUUUCUAUUUCUAUAUUAUUUCUAUUGAAAAUAAAAAAUAUUAUUUUUUAAAUUCUAGAAAUAAAUAUGCUCCUCUAUCCACUCCAUCCUUUGUUGAAGAUCACUUAAAAAUCCUACCUCUAGUUCACUCUGUUUGUUUUGGUUUUUGGACUAUACCUGGUGGUGCUCAGCACUUAGUCCUGGCUCUGUGUUCAGGAGUCACCUUAAAGAGUGACCAGGGCCAGGGAUCAAGGUUGGGUCAAGUCACCUGGAAGGCGAGUGCCUUAAUACCUAUACUAUCUCUUUGUAGAUCACUCUGAGGUCUUACCUCCUUUUAGGAGUGUGGGGUGUGUGUGUGUGUGUGUGUGUGUAUGUUUUGGUCUUUGUAAUUCCAUUUGUGCACAUACACACACAAUGUCCAAUGUCCAUUUUCUGUUUAAAUUCCAUAGUUAAAUUGCAUGCCUCCUGAAAGUUGAGUCUGUCUGGAACUUUUUAUCUUCUUCUAUGUCUAGCAAAGUAGGAGUCUUAAUAAAUAUUUGUAUCAUAUUUGUCAAUGAGCUUUUUACCAUGGAAAAUAAUUUGAAAGUUAUACAUUUGGGUACAUUUUAAUCUCUCAGUCCAUCUUUUCCUGCUCCACCAUUUACUGUCCUAUAUACCCUCACCACAGCGGGUAGGGCGUUUGCCUUGCUCGUGGCCGACCGGGGUUUGAUUCCUCCAUCCCUCUCGGAGAGCCCAGCAAGCUACCUAGAAUAUUCUGCCCGCACGGCAGAGCCUGGCAAGCUACCCAUGGUGUAUUUGAUAUGCCAAAAACAGUAACAGCAAGUCUCACAAUGGAGACAUUACUGGUGCCCGCUCGAGCAAAUCAAUGAGCAACGGGAUGACAGUAAUACACCCUCACAAAUUGUGAAAUUUAGGUGUUCCUUGAGUACAACCAAGUAACUGAAAGAGAGCUAUUUUUGAUAGACAACAUGUUUACACAUGUUCUUUGUUCUCCAGAGAGAGGAUUGGUUUCUGCCCAUGAAUAUAAAUAUUCUUCAUUAAGUCCCUCUAUGUCAAAGGGUGCUAUAUACCAGCAUAUUUCAUGUUUCUCACCACUAGAAAAGGUAGGAACACUCAUAUUUCUAGGGCUCCCCCAACCUGUUUGUGAGGAAAAUCUUUGAAAUAUGUGUUUGUUUCCCUUGGAAGUUCUUAUUAACACUUAAUCCUGACAUCAUUACUUACGGUGCUGUAUUAUCCAUUCUUCCAUGGAUGAAUUCAGGCUUUUAAUUGCUCUCAAAGCCUCUUACUGUGCUUCACUUAUGAUGAGAACCAAAUUCAAUUAAAUGUAAACCAUUACUUGUUUUUUUACUCAAAUGUAGUUUUUCAUGUUUCUGAUCAAAUUUUUCUUUUUGAAGUUUUUAUGCCGGUAUUAUUUCAAGAAUGGAAUCUCAAAGUUAGCCAUUUUCUACCAUCCAUACAUCUACCACCUGCAGGCAGGCUGGGCAAAGGGCUUGAGAUCAGGUGAGGAGAGUUACCCAGAAUUUUUUUUUUUUUUUGAGAUAAUUGUUUUCUUAUAUUUUUCUUUUCUCAUUUUUUUAAAUAAAUUUAUCUAUUUUUAAUUAAUGAAUCACCAUGAGGGUACAGUUACGGAUUUAUACACAUCUGUGCUUAUGCUUCCCCCAUACAAAGUUCGGGAACCCAUCCCUUCACCAGUGCCCAUACUCCACCACCAGUAAACCCAGCAUCCCUCCCAUCCUCCCCAAUCCCAUCUCCCCCCACCCCACUCUGUCACUGUGGCAGGGCAUUCCCUUCUGUUCUCUCCCUCUAAUUAGCUAUUGUGGUUUGCAAUAAAGGUGUUGAGUGGCCACUGUGCUCAGUCUCUAGCCCUCAUUCAGCCCGCAACUCACUUCUCCCACAUGGCCUUCGACUACAUUAUAGUUGGUGAUCCCUUCUCUGAGUUGCCCUUUCCCCAGAAUGUGAG
Sorex araneus (European shrew) is the source of this 3220-nucleotide messenger RNA. It is a transcript of the gene GGH, whose product is annotated as gamma-glutamyl hydrolase. Gene Ontology annotation, biological process: tetrahydrofolylpolyglutamate metabolic process. Bases 95 to 1054 code for a protein of 319 amino acids. Gene Ontology annotation, molecular function: gamma-glutamyl-peptidase activity. Gene Ontology annotation, cellular component: vacuole. The transcript has 9 exons. NCBI's taxonomy places the organism in Eukaryota, Metazoa, Chordata, Mammalia, Eulipotyphla, Soricidae. The record is from RefSeq and is a predicted model, not a curated record.